AUCCGUGUCGUUACAUUUGUCAGAUGGACAACGGUGGCGUUGCACUUGAGGAAGGUGAACUUGAUGAGGAUUUGAGUGAUGAAGAGGCUUCUAAACUAAAGCGUGAAAAUGAAGUAAAGAAAGAAGACAUCCCAGGUGACAAUGAAGUGAAGAAACAUAAAAGUAAGAAAGAGAAGAAGGCGAAGAAGGAAAAGAAACACAAAAAGAAGCAUAAAAAACAUAAGCACAAGGAUGAAGAGGAAAGUUCUGUCAAAAACAAAUCGGUUUCUGAAUCUCCAGCUAAAGAAGUUAAACCUGAAGUUACUAACAACUCUAAGAAUGAAACGGAAAAUAAUGCUCCACGACCUCAGAAAAGAGUCCCAAUUUCCUUAGAGGAACUUAUCUCAAGGAAAAAGGCGGAGGAGGCUGAACAGAUCAAGCCUAAAUUUAUUUCUAAGGAGGAACGCAUUCAGGAAGCUCUUCGAAGGAGACAGGCAGAAGUUCAAGCCCAGCGUGAAAAACAAAUGCAGGAAUUCAAAAAGCAAACAGAAUAUCUUGAAAGCGCGAAAGAUCUGGAAAGAAGGAAACGUGCCGAAGAGUUUGAAGAGCGCAUGAGACAGUAUAGAAACUCAAGGAACUCUGGGAAGCGAGCCGCAGAAGAGAGAGCUUCCGGAGAAAAGAAAAGCCCUAACACUCAGGAGGAACAAGCUAUAAAGGAGCGCUAUUUAGGCCAGAAGCGAUUGACUAAGCGUCGUCCUAGGCGUCUAAAUGAAAGGAAAUUCGUAUUUGAUUGGGAUGCAGCGGAUGAUACUAGUCAAGAUUACAACCCAUUGUACAAAGAAAAGCACCAAAUUCAAUUUUUUGGUCGUGGUCAUAUUGGUGGUAUUGAUAUCAAGCAACAAAAAAAAGAAAUCGGACGUUUUUAUUCAAAGCUACUGGAAGAUCGUCGUUCUGAUACUCAAAGAGUUCAAGAAGAGAAACGACUGACUGGUGUUGCAAAACGUGAAGCUAAACAAAAGUGGGAUGACAGACACUGGACUGAAAAGGCUGUAGAUCAAAUGACAGAGCGUGAUUGGAGAAUUUUCCGAGAAGACUUCAGCAUAUCUACAAAGGGUGGUAACAUUCCUAAUCCUCUUAGAUCAUGGGCGGAGAUGAAUGUAGCUGACGAACUCAAGGAAGUUAUCAAAAAGGUCGGUUAUCCUGAGCCAACACCAAUCCAACGUCAAGCAAUACCUAUUGGUUUACAAAACCGAGAUAUUAUUGGUGUUGCAGAAACUGGUUCGGGUAAAACAGCAGCAUUUCUUAUACCUUUACUCAAUUGGAUUCAGCGACUUCCAAAAUUAGAAAGACUUGAGGAUACAGAACAAGGGCCAUAUGCUAUUAUCAUGGCUCCUACAAGAGAACUUGCUCAGCAAAUUGAAGAAGAAACAGUCAAGUUUGGUCGUCCUUUAGGAAUCAAAACUGUUUCUCUAAUCGGUGGUCUUUCACGUGAAGAUCAAGCUUUAAAGCUUCGAAUGGGGGCUGAAAUAGUUAUUGGUACACCUGGUCGUUUAAAUGAUGUUCUGGAAAAUCGGUACAUGGUACUAAAUCAGUGUACAUACAUUGUGUUGGAUGAAGCCGAUAAAAUGAUUGAUAUGGGUUUUGAACCUGAAGUCAACAAUAUUCUCACUUAUUUACCAGUUACAAAUGAAAAGCCAGACAAUGAAGAUGCUGAGGAUGAUUCAAAGUUGCUAAGCAAUUUUGCAACAAAACACAAAUAUCGUCAAACUGUUAUGUUCACUGCUACUAUGCCGCCUGCAGUUGAACGCCUUGCUCGCACGUAUUUACGCCGACCUGCUAUGGUAUACAUUGGAAGUGCUGGUAAACCAACAGAACGAGUAGAACAAAUUGUUUACAUGGUUUCUGAACAAGAAAAGAGGAGAAAACUUUUAGAAAUACUUUCUUCGGGUCUUGAUCCACCUGUGAUUAUUUUCGUCAAUCAGAAGAAAGGUGCUGAUGUACUCGCUAAAGGAUUGGAAAAGCUUGGUUACAGUGCUGUUGUAUUACACGGUGGUAAAGGACAAGAACAACGAGAAUAUGCUUUAGCAAGUUUAAAAUCUGGUCAGAAAGAAAUCUUGGUAGCUACUGAUGUCGCAGGUCGUGGUAUAGACAUUAAAGAUGUCUCCAUGGUUAUUAAUUAUGAUAUGUCAAAAACUAUUGAUGAAUAUGUGCAUCGUAUUGGACGUACUGGAAGAGCUGGUAAAUCUGGUGUGGCUAUCACUCUAUUAACAAAAGAAGAUGCUCCAGUAUUUUAUGACUUGAAACAGCUGUUAGUCCAGUCCCCUGUGUCCACUUGUCCGCAUGAUCUUGCCAAUCAUCCAGAUGCUCAAACGAAACCUGGCAUAUUAGCUGCUAAGAAACGACGUGCUGAAGAGACAGUUUAUAUUACAUAAAAAGAAGUGUGUGUUUGUGUGUGUGUGUGUAAUUAUAAAUUGUAUCAAUAAAUAUUUGCAGUUCUGUUUGUAAAUAUACUAUGAAAAAAAUAAUAAUCUAACUACUAACUAAUUCAUAAUAUUUGUACAUAAAAUAACUUGUUAAUA
Molecule: messenger RNA, 2558 nt
Organism: Trichobilharzia regenti
Lineage: Eukaryota; Metazoa; Platyhelminthes; Trematoda; Strigeidida; Schistosomatidae
Source: the annotation of a GenBank genome assembly